AUGGCUGUGGGAAGAAACAUUAGCAUGGUGACCAAUUUCAUCCUUUUGGGAUUUUUAGAGCAUCCCCAGCUGCAGGUUGUCCUUUUCGUGUUGUUUCUGGGGAUCUACAUGGUGACCAUGGUUGGGAACCUGGGCCUCAUUUUCCUGAUCAGAAUGGACUCACACCUCCACUCCCCCAUGUACUUCUUCCUUAGCAACUUGUCCUUUGUUGAUGUCUCAUACACGUCCUCCAUAGCCCCUAAGAUGCUCUGUGAUUUUUUUAGGGAGCAGAAGGCCAUCUCCUUUGUAGGAUGUGCCACACAGUUUUUCUUCUUUAUUGGAAUGGGAGGCACUGAGUGCUGUCUCCUGGCAGCCAUGGCAUAUGACAGAUAUGCUGCUAUCACCAAUCCUCUACUCUAUCCAUCCAUCAUGUCACCCACCACCUGCGUGGGUAUGGCCAACACAGCAUACACAGGAGGGCUCAUCACUGGCUUGGUCCAAACCUGCUCCAUAUUCCAGCUUCAUUUCUGUGGGUCUCGGAUCAUUAACCAUUUUUUCUGUGAUUUGCCACCCCUGAUGUCCUUGUCUUGUUCUAGUACUUUUCUCAGUCAAGUAGUAAAUUUUCUGGUUGUGUGUACAGUUGGUGGGGCAUCAGCCCUGGUUGUCUUGAUCUCCUAUGGCUACAUCAUUGCUGCUGUCAUGAAGAUUCAUUCAAUCCAUGGGCGGAUGAAGGCUUUCAACACCUGCGCUUCUCAUCUAACUACAGUGAUUCUUUUCUAUGGCUCUGGUCUCUUCUCAUACCUCCAUUCUAGUGCUGGCUACUCUCAGGACAAAAAUAAGGUGGUGUCCAUGUUUUAUGGUGCAGUGAUCCCCAUGUUGAACCCUAUCAUCUAUAGUCUGAGAAACAAGGAGAUCAAAGAAGCAUUGAAGAAACUCAAGGAGAGGAAGAAGCAGAUGUCCUGUCUCUGUCCUACAGUUCCUUAG
This is a messenger RNA of Chionomys nivalis (European snow vole), 963 nucleotides long. Its product is annotated as olfactory receptor 5A1-like. The record is from RefSeq and is a predicted model, not a curated record. Bases 1 to 963 code for a protein of 320 amino acids. Lineage: Eukaryota; Metazoa; Chordata; Mammalia; Rodentia; Cricetidae. Gene Ontology annotation, biological process: G protein-coupled receptor signaling pathway; sensory perception of smell. The transcript has a single exon. Gene Ontology annotation, cellular component: membrane. Gene Ontology annotation, molecular function: olfactory receptor activity; odorant binding; G protein-coupled receptor activity.